Molecule: messenger RNA, 2744 nt
Organism: Leucoraja erinaceus (little skate)
Lineage: Eukaryota; Metazoa; Chordata; Chondrichthyes; Rajiformes; Rajidae
Gene: mycbpap
Product: mycbp associated protein
Source: RefSeq, a predicted model, not a curated record
GGAGCGGGUGGUUGCCAGGCGCCGGUGGUUGCCAGGCGCCGGCCAAGCGCGACCAGCCUAGGCCUGUCGGCCGGUUCGCCGAGUGGAGACAUGGGGACGCGCGCAGGCUCCAAAGCCUCCCGGAGAGAUGGUGGGAUGCGGACUCCCCCAGUGGAGAAGAAGAAGGAGAAAAAGGAGAUUGAAGAAAUUGUUCCAAUUGUGGAGGAGCCAGAGAAGGAUGAUGUUUUGAAGGGAGAAGACAUCAUGGCCCUGGCAAUAAAACCAGAAGACCUGACUAAGCUGCAUCUUCCGCGAACUCCUUUAAAGACAAUUCCAGCCACCAGUAGAAUAGUAGUUCGGAAACCAAAACCCAUGGAAAAUGUGAUAGUUAAAAAAAUUAUUGCCAAACCUGCACCACUGAUGGAUGAAUUGAAAACUAUGGAUUAUUCAGGUCCUGGGGGUCCUCGAUUUGAUGCAGAGGGAAGAGUUCUGCCUCACAGUGUCCUUGGAAGCCUGGUAGAUUUUAAACGUGAAUUGCUUGCGAGGGGACUUACCGAGAUGGCCAGCGUGAUCUCUGACCGUCUUCCUUCUGAACCCAAACCCCAGGAAUUGCCAGUAUAUGAAAAGAAACCCGAGGAUAAUAUAUAUGCCAAUUUGCAUGAUCAGGACAAUGCCUUGGCAAACUGGCAGUGGCACAUGGCAGAGCGGAAGAGGACACAAAAGAUACUCUCAAUGCUCCUUGAUCAACCAGUGGAAGAUCUGGUGAUGAAUCAAUGUGAGGAUUUGGGACAGAUGCGGCAGCAGUCUACACUCAUAGAUCAGACUAUAGCAGCUCUGGGCCCUGGAAAGGGUUACUCCAUUGGGAGUGAGUUUUGGAGCAUACCACCAUGGAUUGGAGAUGAGUUAAGUGGUGUCAGAGCAACACUGAAUCAGACAGAACGUGGAUUCGCACCUCCUAUUGUUCGCAUUGGGAAAUCUCGAACUAUGAAGCAGGAAACUGGCACUGACUUCUCUGAGAAGUACAGAAAAAGUAUACCGGAAAAUUUGCACCUGAAACGUCGAUUGGAAGAGAUGAAGACUGUUUUGAGACAUUUGGACUUUAGAGAACCGACCGAAGCCACCUUAGCAAUGAGUGAUUUGCUGGAGAACUACCCCGACGUCAUUAAUGAACCAAUCAUUGGUCCAUCCAUUAUGUUCUGUGGACAUCCGGCUCGUUGGAUAAAGGACUCCUGUUCUCAUAAGGAUGAAGUUGGUAUGAUUGUCCGACUCACAUUUGAAGCAAUGGUAGGUGAUAAGGCCAUGUCCUGUCUGGAGCUGAUAAAUGAUGGGACCACUGUCAUCCACUAUAAGUGGAAGCGCGUGCCUGAGCCAAAACAUUGUGUGAAGAGCCCAAGUACGGCUUGGAUGCAAAGAUUCUACUUCAGCACCAAUUCAGGAGUCAUUCUUCCAGGAGAGACAAUUAAUUUCCCAUUCACCUUUAAGUCACCGAAUGCUGGGGUCUUCACCGAUAUCUGGGAGUUUUGCACCCACCCAGUGUUGUUGGCUGGGGCAUCUCUGCAGGUGGCACUGUGGGGUGUGGCUCUCUUUGCAGAUAGGAAUGAAGAGACAAGACAACAGCUACAGGUAGAACUUGAGAUGAAGGAGAAGAUGGCCAUUGUUGAACGCAUCCUCAACAAGGUUGUAGCUGGUGUGCAAACGCCACAGAGGUCUCAGUCUCCCCCUUGGGCUCCACUCGCCGAGGAAGACAUCUUUAAGAAGAAUAACCCCAAGCUGCAUUACAAGUACGAUACAGUACAAAGUCUAAAGGAAUUAUGGAAAGAGUGCUUUGUGCCAAGUAAAGAUGAAGGAGAAGCAGAAAUUGGAAAGCCACUUGUAGAUGUGAACAUUGCUAUGGUGAUACAAACAUCCUUGACCUCAAUCCAUUCCCCAAACAAGAGUUCGCUGGAUUUGGAACUUGAUGAGAAUGAUAAACCUCCUGAUGACGCCUUGCCAGCGACUGUUCAACCUGUUGAGCCAGAACCUCAAUGGGACCUAUCUGUUAGUUCUUUUAGACAGGAUGUGCUAACAUUGCUGGAAGAUGAACAGCAGAAAGAGAGGGCCCUGGAACAUCUCAACUUAAAGAUGCUGGAACUCUACACAACAUCAAUCACAAUACAAGAGAAUAUUAACUAUAAAAUUGUUUAUCAGCUUUGGGUAGAAGCACUGGAUGGGCUGGUUAGUUACUCUAUGCGGCAAAGGGAUAUACUGGGCUUGCCUGAAAAGGAGACUGAAACCUUGGAACACGUGGAAGAAACAUUGGAGCAAGCAGAUUUAAGGAAACAAACCAAAAAGGACGAUAAGAAAGGAGCUGACAAAAAAGGGAAAAGAACAGCCAAAUCUGCAGGGAAGGAGGAUGAGAAGGAGAAACGCCAGUCUGGCAAAAAAACUAAGACUAAAGAUGACAAGAAAUCUACUAGUCCCAUAUCAUCCAGGAGCAGCAAGCAUACAGUAGACUCCAAAGAAAAUCUACUGCAAGACCCAACUCAAAUGGAUCCUGUCAUAGUCAGAAUAUAUAGAGAGAAACUGUACACAGAGGUGUAUGGAAUGCUGUCGUCCAUGAUGACUGAUGUUUCCUCUCUCCUUGAAGAGUUGAUGUGGAAACACAGGGGGCCGCUAGAUAAAUGUAUUUGAUAAUGUAUGAACCUGUUACAACGAUCAUAGCGCUGACUUUGCUUAUAAAAAAUCUGUAUAAUUGUGAAAAUUAUAUUAAAAAAAUAACAAAUUAA